AUGACCGAUCAAUGUGCUACUAUGUCUGCUGCAAUUUCGCUGGUUUUCCCAAGUGCAAGGCACAGGCUUUGUAUUUGGUAUAUUGGAGAGAAUUCAAAGAAACAUAUUAAAUGUCUAAGGAGUCAAAACGGUUUUAUGGAGUUAUUUAAUUUUCUAUUGAAGUACACAGACACAGAAGCUGAGUUUGAAUUUUAUUGGAAUAGGUUGGUGACGGACUAUAAUUUCCAUAAAAAUGUUUGGUUAAACAAAUUGUAUGAUAUUAGGGAGAAGUGGUGCCCUGCUUUUAAUAGAGAUUACUUCUCUGGAGGUAUCUUAUCUUCCCAACGGAGUGAGACUACAAAUCAUUCAAUUUCAAGAAGGUUAUCUGAGUUGUCUGAUUUUUACAACUCUUUUGUUAAUGUGGUUUCUGAGUGGAGGAGCAAAGAGAAUGGGGAAGAUGUGCGGUGUUCUCAAGGGUUGCCUACAAUGGCAUUGGAUCAUGUAAAACUUAUUUUACAUGCUAGGAAUGUAUACACUAUUGAGGCUUACUACUUGUUUGAGCAACAAUUUUUGAAAGGUGUUGCUUGUCAUCAAGAGAGUGUAGCGAGCAAUGUUGAUGAGCUUAAAUAUCACAUUUGGCGGCCGGAUAUUGACAUUAUUCGGCAUGAGGUUUGUUUCAAUAUUAAGGAUAUGAACAUAUGUUGUACUUGCAAGUUUUUCCCCGAGAUAGGUAUUCUUUGUUCACAUUGUUUGCGUAUUUUGAACAUUCAUUGUGUUGAAAACAUUCCUGAGAAAUAUAUUUGUAGAAGGUGGACAAAAAAGGUUGUUGAACAUAGGAUUAUGGACAUUGCAUCUUCUUCUAGUAGUUUGACAGUUGCUUCUCCAAUUUGGGUGAUAGAUAUGGGUAGAAAAUGA
This is a messenger RNA of Ipomoea nil (Japanese morning glory), 894 nucleotides long. Its product is annotated as protein FAR1-RELATED SEQUENCE 7-like. Gene Ontology annotation, biological process: regulation of DNA-templated transcription. Bases 1 to 894 code for a protein of 297 amino acids. Gene Ontology annotation, molecular function: zinc ion binding. The record is from RefSeq and is a predicted model, not a curated record. The transcript is spliced from 2 exons. Lineage: Eukaryota; Viridiplantae; Streptophyta; Magnoliopsida; Solanales; Convolvulaceae.